This is a messenger RNA of Letharia columbiana, 951 nucleotides long. RefSeq lists its product as uncharacterized. The coding region runs from base 1 to 951 and encodes 316 amino acids. The transcript has 3 exons. The record is from RefSeq and is a predicted model, not a curated record. Lineage: Eukaryota; Fungi; Ascomycota; Lecanoromycetes; Lecanorales; Parmeliaceae.
AUGAUCUUCAUGGCUGCGAUACUCACAGCAGGGGCGAUAAUUGCACCUAUCAAUUCUCUGCAUACGCCGUCAAUGGUUGGUCUAAACCAAUCACUCAAUGCAGGCCCCGGCGAAGUGGCCAACCUGACCAACAUCAAUCACUUCAUUGUGGAGAACUGCGGUGACAGAACUUUCGAUAUCUACGAAACAGUCGCCCAAACCAAAAUGCUGGCAAGAUCCGCCCUUGCCGAUGCUCUGCUAGAGGGAACGGACAGCGAUUUUGGAUAUCAGGCUAUGUUCAAGGAGGACGAGGCUCAGAAGGCUGUCGUGUCAAUUUUAGAUCACAUCUAUAAUUCCAGAGGCAAGGCAAAUCUGAGACCUCGUCCAGAUACAUUCUCUUCCCCUCGUCUCUCCUGCGUGACCGAGGAUUCUGCAAAACUCUACGGUUAUCUGAACUUGGGCUACGAUCCUUGGCAUAGGUGUCUUGCGGGCGGCCCUCGCUCCACGCCCAUCCAAGCGUUCUACGCCGACGGUACAAUCUACACGUUCCUGUGCCCAGCGGUUUUCGUUCAACCGCCUAUGUCAACAAGGAAUCAUUGUCCUUCUGUCACGGGCAACAGAUUUUUCGGGGACUCGGGAAUAUUUUAUGGGAAUUAUCAGACGUAUAUUAUGCUAUACCAGCUCAUUCGCUUCUACCUCGGCGACAACGCAUUGACAAAUAAUACUGAUCCCAAAGAGCAGCUAGACUGGAACGACUGUGUACAUUUGAACACGUUGAACUCCGUGCUCAAUCCAACAAAUCUUCAAAUUUAUAUCGCAUUGGUAUCACAGCAGUGCACCAGCUGGCCCAAUCCUUUCGCGCCACCGUUCUAUCCUUUGGACCUGCUGUCUUUGACUUUGAGCCUAAUCCGCUCUCCACUCUCGUCCAUACCACGUAAUACACUCUUACAGCCAAUCUCGACACAGACAUAA